GCCGCUCACCCCACCCUCCAAAAUGAAGUUUGAUUGUUGCUCGAUUUGAGAGAAGAGACAUAUUUUUAUUUUAAAAAAAUGAGCCGAAAUCAUCCCAGAGAAUCUCCUUCCCAAAAUUCUGCAACUUCAUAUUCUGGUUCAUCUACAUCAUACUCUAAUGCUACCACCUACUCAACUUCAAGGUCACAACCAAAGUGGAACCGCAAAGCUACACAACAAAGGGUAGCAUUGGAUUUGGAGGAAGAUGAUACAGAACAAACUCAUUUUACAUCUAUUCUUGGAACUUGCCCAUUUAUGUGCCCAGAAAAGGAAAGAAGCCAUCGUGAGCGGCUUCGUGAUCUAGCUAUACUUGAGAGGCUAGAUGGAAAUCGUGGGAAAUCGUCUUCAAGCCUUGCUGUGAAGAAAUUUUGCAGAACUAUAUCAAUGAAGGAAAUUCAAGCGUCAGAUUUACGCCCUCUUGCGGUUCUGGAGGACACAUUAAAUUACCUCAUGAAGUUGUUGGAUUCACCAGAUCAUUCUUUUCUUGUUCUUCAUGAUUUCAUCUUUGAUAGGACAAGGUCCAUCAGGCAAGAUCUCAGCAUGCAGAAUAUCAACGAUGGUCAAGUUAUCUGCAUGUAUGAGAAAAUAGUUAAGUUUCAUGUCACCUCUCACCACAAGCUCAGAAGAUGUGAAGGUGACAUCACUACUUUAUCUUCAAUCCAUCAUCUAAAUCUGGAGCAACUCACGAAGUGUCUUGCAUCUCUCUAUAGCCUAUAUGACAUGAACCGAACUUCAGAUUCUUUUUUUGACAAUGAGGCUGAAUUUCGAUCUCUAUAUGUCCUCCUCCAUCUUGAUUCUCACAGCCAUUCAGCGGGUGAGUCUCUAUCUUUGUGGUUUUCUCACCUAUCUUCAUUCAUUAUCAGCUCCAAGGAGAUGUCCUUUGCCCGAAGAGUGUUAAGGUUUUAUCGUAUUGGCAAUUUUUGGCGUUUCUUCCACACAGUAGCGUCAGAAGCAACUAACCUGCAAAUCUGCAUCAUAGAACCUUACAUUAUUGAGGUCCGGGCACAUGCUGUAGCAUGUAUAAAUUCCAGUGGGUACAAGCUUCACCCUUAUCCACUAACAUCACUUUCAAAGAUCUUGAUGAUGAAGGAGUCAGAUCUGGAAACCUUCUGCAACGCUUGUGGUCUGGAGACCUCCGAAGAUGAUAUGGGGAAUAAGGUGUUACCCACCAAGCAAACUGGUUUUUCCCAUCCAAAGGGAGGAUUUCAGUGCUAUAGUUUCGUAUGGUUCGAGCUGUUGGAGAAGGAUGCUAAUGUUUAGUUUGGACUUUGGAAAGUAAGUGAUACCAUAGAAGUAUAUAAGCCUCAGGUUGAUCGGGGGAUGAUCUUAUAUCCAAUGUUGUACACAGUAUCGUUUUGAUUUCUCUGCGUCGGCACAGGAUUAUUAGAGUCUACUUACAUGGAUGCUUUUGAGUAUUGAUCCCCUUCUCGUUAAGCACCAACAUAAUGUGAUACCAACAUUUUUGUGCAUGUGUACUCCCAGCACCUAUCGUAUAGUUUGUGCACUUCGCGUUGAGCAACUCUUGCGCGAAACAGUUAUGUGGUAUACAGGGGCGACUUACAGAGAAUUAUUAGUUGGGUUUGAACGAUGCGUUGAGUUGUUAUAUAGACAAUAGUUAUGGCUUUAUAGCCUUGCUGGUGGAUCGCAAAUUGAAAAUAAACUCACCUCUCCCCGUGGUUAGAUCCUUUAUGUUCGAUGUUUCCAUUUUAUAUUCUCAUUUAUUGUAUUUUGUUUCGAGAAAACUAUAAGAUUACAUUGGAUUAAAGGUUGAAUCAUUGAUAUUCAACGCUAAUGACCACGUCUCUUUGUUUCUAUAUA
Messenger RNA from Beta vulgaris subsp. vulgaris (sugar beet), 1857 nucleotides. RefSeq names its product SAC3 family protein C. The transcript has 9 exons. Gene Ontology annotation, cellular component: cytoplasm; nucleus; transcription export complex 2. Gene Ontology annotation, biological process: mRNA export from nucleus. The record is from RefSeq and is a predicted model, not a curated record. Lineage: Eukaryota; Viridiplantae; Streptophyta; Magnoliopsida; Caryophyllales; Amaranthaceae. Bases 79 to 1299 code for a protein of 406 amino acids.